UUUAAAUAAGUAGCAUGCACACUUGUAACAAGUAAAAUUGUUGUCCAACUAUUAAUAUUUAUUCAUCAGGUUAUUAGAUCGAUUUAGACUCGCUGUAUUGUAGUGGAACUGUAGUUAAAGGACGUUUCUUGUCUAACACGGAAGGAAUAAACGGCGUACCAACGUGUUUCCCACAACUUUACUGUUUGACCCCCACAGGGCCAAAGUAUGAGCUUUUCAACCUGAAAGAGAGAUGCUGUCUGUUAUACUUGGAAGAAGCAUCUUUGCAGCCCAGAAAGUGUGGCAUUGGGCAGGUCCUCCACAAAGAUGCUGGACAUCAGCCCUGACUAGAGCUUCUGAUGGGGGAUCCAGCUCCCUGCAGACCUUCUGGGCCUCAACAGAUGAUGGACGACUAAAACCUCCUCCUGUACUCGGUUUCAGGAGGACUAAGCUCUUCCAGAAGAUCCAAACUCACGCAGCCCAAUUUUUAGUGAGGAACCAACAUUUCCACUCUUCUGCUGUGAGACUGAAGAAGCGACCACAGCUUGAACCUCCCCCCAGAGAGCUGGAUCUGCUGCGCUAUGACAUGAAAGACUUGUGGAAAAGUCCCAAACCUGCCCUGUACCUGGGGUUUGCAGGGCUGAUCCCCUUUGUCACCCCCACUCUGCUUAUGGCUGUGACUGAAAGCUACUUUUCAGAGUUGGCCUAUGCUCAGUUAGCUUAUGGUGCUUCCAUUGUUUCCUUCCUGGGUGGAGCUCGCUGGGGAUUCGCUCUUCCUGAGAGCAGCCCAGCCAAACCUGACUGGAUAAACCUGGCCAACAGUGUGCUUCCCCCACUGUUAGCUUGGGUGGCCAUGGUUAUGAGCGACAACAUUAUUCCUGCGUCCACCAUGGUUAUCAUGGCACUUGGAAUCUCGCUGCAUUAUGAUCUGUCUCUGCUACCCACGUACCCCAGCUGGUUCAAAGCCCUGCGCUCCAUCCUGACCACUGUGGCAUUUUUUUCUCUUGUUGGUACACUCAUAAUUAAUGGAAUAUACCCAGAAAAGAAGCUAUUUUCAGAUUAAAUAGUAUUAAAAAAUCUAUUGAACCAUAAAGCCUCCAUGUUUUUAUUUUAGUGAUCAUAUAAGUUAUUUCUUAUUAAUGUGAGUCUUAUGAAUAUCAUCUGUCUUUAUGGCAGGCCUACCUGGUCAUGUACUGUGUGGGUAUUUUAUUUAUUUAUUUUUACUAAAACUCAUCAAUCUGUAAAAGCAGAAUAGAAUUAACAUCUAAUGUACAUUCAUCUUUCAUAAAUAGGGUGUAAUGAAAUUAUAGUCCUGUUUCCAUAGAAGGCCGUACAGUAUGUAUUUGUUUUUUCUUUAAAGCCUUUGUAGAAGUUGUGUAUGUUAGUGUGUCCCAUCUUUCAAAUUGUUAAACAGUUCUUGUCGGUGACUUCUUUGAUUCGACCACUAGCAGUCGCCAAGAUCAGAAAUGUUCAUAUACUGAAAAUGGAAGUUCUUGCUCAAUAUCAAAUAAAUGCACUUUUUCAUUCAA
This is a messenger RNA of Micropterus salmoides (largemouth bass), 1508 nucleotides long. Its product is annotated as transmembrane protein 69-like. NCBI's taxonomy places the organism in Eukaryota, Metazoa, Chordata, Actinopteri, Centrarchiformes, Centrarchidae. The record is from RefSeq and is a predicted model, not a curated record. Bases 233 to 1042 code for a protein of 269 amino acids. The transcript is spliced from 3 exons.